CAUUUUUGCAAAUAUAAAGGAGGAAGAAACUGCUGUUCAUUUGCUAUGCAUAUAAUCUUGUGUGAUUAGUGGUGCCAUAUUAGUCUACUUUUUCUGAUUCCUGUGAUCUGUUAUCUGUGAGCAAUGGAGAUGCAUGACAUAGGAAGUGGUAGUGCCCCUCCUGAACCCACGGACCCACCACAGAGGAGCAGUGCAUGGAAUCGACUUCAGAAGAGGUUGAAGCGGAAGGGUGUGGUCGAGGUUGACAUUGAUCACCAUCGUUAUCAGAUGCUGCAAUGUAUGAGGAAAGGCAUACAGCAGGUGCUCCUCACUCAUCCAGAGUUGGGGCCACGGGAAAAUCUUCAGACAGAAGACUAUCAACAUGUAUUGGAGGUGCAGGUCAUUACACCUGAUAACACGGAGUUUGUGUUUGCCAGUUAUGCCAGCUCUGUGUUUGCUGCAAUACGUCGUGCUAUUGAUGUUAAGGAAGACCAGUAUUUAGCAUCGGUUGCUCCAGAACAGUUGCCCUAUCUGGAGUUUGUGAGCAACUCAAAAAGUGGUCAAGAUUUCUUUCUGAGCAAUGACCAGCAGUAUUUGUUCAAAACUGACAGGAAAUAUUGUGUGGAUUUCUUCCUGGCUAACAUUGGUGAUUAUCUGCAUCAUUUUCUGACCUAUCCACACUCUUUGAUUGUGAAAUUCCUUGGAUUAUAUUCCAUCACUAUGCCAGGAGAAAGCAAGAAAUACUUCCUGGUGAUGCAGAGCAUAUUUUACCCAAGCCAUCGGUUAGAAGAUCGGUUUGACAUCAAAGGAGCUUUAGCUGGAAGAUACCAACGACCCAAUCCACCUGGCUGUAAUGUAGUGACAGUAUUGAAAGAUCAGAAUUUUUUGGAAGAAACAAUUGAUAUUGGCUCCCAGCGCGACUGGUUCAUCACACAACUUAAGGCUGACACAGAGUUUCUUAGAGGUCUGUCGGUCCAGGACUACAGUUUACUGGUGGGAAGACAGAAACUUCACUCAGAUGAGAUGAAGGAAACACUGCCGAACCUAGUGAAGAGACUUGCAAAAUCUCUCCCAAAUACAUCUUCUCCAACCUUGUCACCUGAAAACUCCAACAUUACAUUAGCAACUAAAGAGUCUUCUGACAUCAGCCCCAUUCACAGCAAAUUCACCGAGAUGAAUACCAUCCCCCUGGAUGACGACAUCCCCCCCAUGGAGCAGGUGGACUCCUCCAAGAACCACAAUGCCUCCCUUCUGUUCCCACAUUCCCUCACCAACAGCUCAUACCUCGACACCAUCAUGGGCUCAUCCAACAGGCGGCUGCUGCCAAACUGCAAGAACGCUCUGCACAUCAUUGACGGACCGGAAAAGCGCUAUUUUCUCGGAAUCAUCGAUUUUUUCACUCUGUACGAGUAUCGACAGAUUGCUGGCCGCAUGUAUAAGAAUGUCAGAUAUGGGUGUGGAGACCAUUCGACGGUGCCACCAGGAGAAUAUGCAGACCGAUUUCUUAAAUUUAUCAUUGAAAGAGUGAAAUAGGUUUCUUUCUUUGUUUUUUUUCUUUUGUUAUUGUAUGUUGUACACUAUAUUGUGCCAUAAUAUAUCUGCAGAAUAGAUCCGAUGUUGUAUUUUAAAUUCUUGAAUGCUGAAAUGUCUUUACUGAGAUAAUGAAGGGGUUUUUUCUUCUUCUUUUUUUCACAUUCUUCUGCUGGAAUAGAAUAUUCUGAUGGAUGUUAAGCAAAAUAUCGAAUCCAGACUGAUUUGUAGGUUUUAUUAUUUAAUUAAGGAUUGUCUGUUAUUUCUUUUACUUUAAUCAGGGUA
This is a messenger RNA of Gigantopelta aegis, 1794 nucleotides long. RefSeq names its product phosphatidylinositol 4-phosphate 5-kinase-like protein 1. Gene Ontology annotation, biological process: phosphatidylinositol metabolic process. Lineage: Eukaryota; Metazoa; Mollusca; Gastropoda; Neomphalida; Peltospiridae. The transcript is spliced from 10 exons. The record is from RefSeq and is a predicted model, not a curated record. Bases 124 to 1512 code for a protein of 462 amino acids. Gene Ontology annotation, molecular function: phosphatidylinositol kinase activity.